UAAAGCAAAAUCAAUCAAAGCAUAACUUACUAGUCUUGAUCUCACCUUUCAACAAAUAUGGCUUAUUACUACAACCCAUCUUUUUUCUUCUUAUUAUUUGUCACUUUGUUUUUAACAAGUGAUUAUGUAAUUCAAUCAGACGCUCGUCAUCUUCUUGAAAUAACUCUACCUGAGCUUCCUAAGCCCGAACUGCCACAUUUACCUGAAAUCCCAACUUUACCUAAGCUUGAAUUCCCUAAAAUUCCAAAACCUGAGCUACCAACUCUACCAAAGCCCGAACUGCCAAAAAUCCCAAAGCCAGAGUUACCAACAUUGCCAAAACUCGAGAUACCUGUUAUUCCUAAGCCUGAAUUACCAACUUUGCCAAAGCUAGAAAUACCUCAAGUACCUAAAAAGCCUUGAGCGCGAGGUGUAUAAAAUCAUCUUUGCUUCGUUGAAGCAACAUUGUCAAAUUUUUAACACUUCAUUAUGUAAUGUCACCAUAUAUAUGUGU
Messenger RNA from Solanum stenotomum, 493 nucleotides. Its product is annotated as protein PELPK1-like. The transcript has a single exon. The record is from RefSeq and is a predicted model, not a curated record. Bases 58 to 402 code for a protein of 114 amino acids. Lineage: Eukaryota; Viridiplantae; Streptophyta; Magnoliopsida; Solanales; Solanaceae.